This is a messenger RNA of Punica granatum (pomegranate), 1290 nucleotides long. Lineage: Eukaryota; Viridiplantae; Streptophyta; Magnoliopsida; Myrtales; Lythraceae. The record is from RefSeq and is a predicted model, not a curated record.
AGAAAACGUUGGUCCCUGGGCAGAAGACCUGACCGACGCCGUGAGGACAGAGCCUGCCUUCUUCUCCUCUUCUCUUCUCGGUUUCCCGCUCGAAAUUCCCCCAAUUCUUCUCUUCUCUUCUCGGUUUCCCUGCCUUCUUCCAAUUCAGUGUUGAAAUUGCCCCAGCCGGCCGUCGGAUUUCUUCCGAGAAGGCCGAUUGUUGUGAAGAUUUCUUCCGAUUGCCCCAGCCGGCCGUGAGAAGCCCGAUUGUUGCACAUGGGGAGCAGCUACAAAUUGCCCCAAAUCGAUCAAACCCUAAAUCGCAUGGCUGUCGGAGAGUCCGAGCCCUAGCCGUGAUCGAUUAGCAAUGGGAACCUUCUUAUUCUCUUCUGCUCACUUUGCUGCUGCUUGAUUCCGGAUUUGGCUUCAAAGUAAUCGAAGAAACAAGCUGCCGCGAGUCCUCAAAUCUCACUGCCUUCAAUUUCGAGAUCGUCAGGGAGUUCAAGCUCUUUACGGGUUUCCUGAUGGACACUGGGAAGUCAAAGUUCCUGAAGAAAAAAUGCCACCCAAAUUUCCGGAACCCACGAUCAUCAUUAACGUUCCCAAAGAUGAUAAGCCGUUUGAAGAAUGGCUAUCCAACGUUGCUGCCUUCAGUGAUGCAUGGUUGCUUUCUGUGAUGACCCACUGUGCUAAAAGUCUCAAGUUUAGCAAGGCUGAUAGGGGAUGGCUUUUCAGUAUGAUAAGCAAGCUUCCAACAGUACUUGAGGUUGUGAAGGAGGUGAAGCCAGCACCAGCAGUCUUGAAUAAUAGCAGCUGCCAUACUGGCCCUAACUCCGAGAAUCAAAGAGAUUCAGAACCGCACAGCGAGAGCCAUCUGGUAGCUGUUCAUCUGAAGCCUGAGGAUCAGGAUAAGUCGGCAUUGCAAGAAGAGCACAAAGAUGAACCUGGAGGAGAUAGAUGUGCAAUCCCUGGUGGGAAUUAUAUUUGGAGUCUGUCCUGGAUCAUCUGUAAAGUUUGCAAGAAGUGGGUGCGAAUGCAAAAAAAUUGAAGAUUCAUGAGUGCCGAGAGAAGAAAACUCCACCUUGAGAUAUUAUGAGAUGAUUCUUUUCCUCACGUUGGUAGGAGUAUGAAUCAUGAAGCGAAUGGCAUUGUCAAGAGAUGAGAAUUAAAUUCUCAUUGAUGUUUAGCAGUCUCUCCUUUUUUCCUAGUGCGGUUCCAGUAAAUUAUUUUGACAACUGAAAGGGAGUUAUUUUCAUUUCAUAUUUCUCACAGUUGUAUCAAUGAUCAAUUUACCGAGAUGCAUAGCACAAA